Molecule: messenger RNA, 606 nt
Organism: Blumeria graminis f. sp. triticale
Lineage: Eukaryota; Fungi; Ascomycota; Leotiomycetes; Helotiales; Erysiphaceae
Source: the annotation of a GenBank genome assembly
AUGGACUCCACUCCUGUUAACGGCGGCGGAAAACAAAGUUCAAAUCCAUCCAAAGAAUUUCCGAACCCAAAGAAACCCAGCGGAAUUAGACACCCGACCGUCUAUGAUGCAGUUGCCGGACGCAUAUCGGUAACAGGAUUCAUCCCCAGUAAACCUUUGAUCUCAUGCAGUCGAGAUACAUCUCGUUCCUCGAGAACCGCGCUUCCCCCAGAACAAGUACUUUUUCGAAGCAGGAAGGCGCCUACGCGAUUCGCUGAGUGUGACAUAUACUUUUCCAACGAGCGGCACGAUACCUCUGACUUACCAAGUUCGGAUCUGCUCAAAGCACUGCAUAGUUAUUCGUCCAACUAUUACUCAAAAGCUACGGCAGAUAGAGGCGUGGAUGACUGGCAGAGCUUGGAUGGGUCUGCCCUGCUGGCCUUGGGGAUAUUGGCAGAAGAGCUAAUGCGGGAAAGCGUCGGAAGCACGGGCGAUUUAGCUCUGGCCGAGGGCGAUGGGAUGUGUGGAGUAUUGGAAUCAUCGUCAAACCAGACAUCUAUAUCUCGAUCUGAGCCAGCCAAAAAGAAGCGGAGGCUGGACAUAAUUUCGGACUUUGACUCGGACUAA